Molecule: messenger RNA, 1801 nt
Organism: Schizosaccharomyces octosporus yFS286
Lineage: Eukaryota; Fungi; Ascomycota; Schizosaccharomycetes; Schizosaccharomycetales; Schizosaccharomycetaceae
Product: serine hydrolase
Exons: 1
Coding region: 252-1565 (437 amino acids)
Cellular component (GO): nucleus; cytoplasm
Source: RefSeq, a predicted model, not a curated record
UUUUCAGGUAACGGUCGAAUGUUUCCAGAAUACCAACUACGAUGAGCCCAAGCAUUGGGCUUUGUAGACAUGAAGUUGUUGGGCAUAAUCGAACCAUCCAUGCAUUAAUUUGUCUUUUACUAAAUGCUAUAAAAGUGCUUUCUUCUUUUCCGCCUAUUUUGUAGAGAUUGAACUUUGCUGUUGAGACAGUGCUUUGACCUGUAAUUUUUUCGCUCUUUUCUUUUUUCCUCCUAAUAGACGGUCGCCUUGCAAUGGUUUCAGAAUCUUCAAGUAAACUUAAAGUCCUUUGUCUUCAUGGUUAUGGAGAAACAGGGAAUCUGUUCUCUGUAAAAAUGCGCGCUUUGCGUGAACAUAUGGUCAAUGAUAUCGAACUUUAUUUUCCUACUGGUCCCAUCAAACUCUCAAACGACAAAGGCCAAGUUGACUAUUCUGAUGAGGACUCUGAGGAUUCGUUACAUGUAGCCUCUACCACCUGCGGAUGGUGGAGAAUUGAUGAGUACGGGGAUUCCAAAACUUUAGAACCAAAAAUCUCAUACGAGCAUCUUGCUUCCUAUAUACGCAAGCACGGUCCUUUUGACGGUAUCAUUGGCUUCUCCCAAGGUUCAAAUUUAGCUGUCAAUCUUGCGAUGUUUGUUACCCUCCCAAAAUACCAAGAAUAUUUUGGUCAGAAGGACUUCCGAUUUGGUAUCUUUUUUAGCGGUUAUUAUCGUGCACUCUCUAUUAAUGGAGAAAUUCAUGAAAUUAAAUUAAAAAUUCCCACUCUGCAUUUCCUAGGAAAGUAUGAUAACGUUUUGUCUACCGAAAGUUCUUCGACCUUAAUCGAAGUCUGCGAAGAUUCACAAGUUCUAUUCCAUCCAGGUGCUCAUCACAUCCCAUCUCCAAGUGCUUACGUUGAGGUCACUGCUGACUUUAUUGAUUUUUUUGGCCGCGAAGAUUGGCCUGUCGUUUCAAAAAAGAUAUCUCUCAUUAUUCCCACACCUAAACCAAAUCCUCUUUCUGUCUCUCAGUACUCUAAUAUGAAUCACCCUGGAAGUAACAACAAUCAUUUAGAGAAGGAACUUAUUUCAAAAAUCGUAUCUCGAACCUCUAAGAAUGGACUUAACAUUGUUUUAAGCAAUCUUCAAACAUUCAACGAAUAUGAAGAUAUUCUAAAGAGGAGGGUGUUCUCACUUGUAAUCACUGAUGGCCAGGAGCCCCAGUCGUUUGAUGCUUCUGUUCACUAUGUUCCUACCUUCAAACAGGCGUUAAGCAUAUUGAAGGCAAGAGAGAGUUCUUUCGGUCAUGUUUUUGUUAUUGGUGAUAAAAGGUUGUUGACUCUGGGUUUAAUGUGCCGUUGCACGAAGCGCAUUAUUGCCGUAACUGGUGCCAAAGACAGAUAUCAAAUGAAUACCCCGGUAAGCAGCAUCACACACAGUGCACCUUUCUUGGAAUACAGCAAAGAAUGGUUACAGGCUAAAUCAUCACAAAUCCGACAAUGGACUGGACAAAAUAGACUGAAGCAUUUGAGUAAGGACGAAUCUGGUGAGCCGAUUACCAUGAAGUUACAAAUGUGGGAACGCUUAUGAUUGUAAUAUACAAAUUGUACUUGAUGGAUCUGUGUCCCUAGAAUCGCUGUUUACACACACCAUUCAUGCAUAGAUAAAAAGACGGACCACCGUUCAAACUCAUUGAUAUCCUGAUCCUAUAAUUAUUGUUUGACAUUUAUUCUUUUUAGUUACUAGAACGAUUUUUGAUGAAAUGACAUAAAAUAAUUCCUUUCAGCUUAAAGGCCUUUGUGCUUUUUAUUAUUAUUAACUCAGAG